AUGGCCCUCCUGCUUAAGCUCCCGGCGGAGCUCUUUGAGAUGGUGGCGAAGCUCCUGGACUCUGACGACUACGCGAGCCUCGCCAAGACGAGCCGCGCCCUGAACAACGCCUUCAACCCACGGCUGUACCACGAAAACGACCGCCGUCUGCGAGACGCCCAGGACGCAAUCUACGGCGUCCAUGACCCUGCCGGCGACGAGAACGUUUCCGUCAACUAUACCAGGGCCCAGAACGGCCACGCCCUGUGCUGGGCCGCGGCCAACGGCCGCUAUGAAACCUUUGUGAGGGCGGCCGCCCUGGGUGUCGACGUCUUCCGCGCGGGCUUUCUGCAGCGCGCCGCCGCGCACGGGCAGACGGACAUCGUCACCAGCCUCCUCGAGGGAAAGCCCUCCCUCGUCAACGAGCAGGCCGACUUCUUCUCGCACCCUUCGUAUCAUGGGUUCAGCACCGCCCUGCACGCCGCCGCCGCGCGGAAGCACAUCUGCGUCGUGUUCGCGCUCGUGAGCAGAGGGGCCGACGUCAAUGCCGUGGCUGCGGACCCGUGCUUCCUCGACUCGCCUCUGCACAGGGCCGUUGCGCAUGGCGGCGAUGCCCAUAUCGUGAACCUGCUGCUCGUUCGUGGGGCGAAUCCCGCCGCCGUCAACGCCAUGGGCCGCACGCCGCUUCACCGGGCCGUCGCCAACUGCGACAUAACCAUCGCGCUCGAUCUGCUCAACCACGGCGCCCGGGUCGACGUGCCCGACCGAAGGGGCAUGACACCCCUGAGCGAGGCCCUCCUGUACGACUCGGACUACUUCAUCGCCGCCCUCAUCGACAGACAAAUCCCGCUCGCCACGCCCCGGCCCGUGCUCUUCGAGGCGCUCCUCCGCGGCAGCGCGCGCUGCGCCCUGGUCAUCCUGCAGAGCUUCCCCCUCAUCCCGCUCCAGUACGAGCCGACCCCGACGUUCAAGGUACAUGCCCUCCACCUCGCCGCCGCGUGCGUGUGCUACUCGGAGCCUAGCUACGACGUCACCUGCGCGGCGGUCUCCAUCAUGCUAGACCGAGGCGUAUCUAUUGACAUCAGGGACCCCCAGGCACGCACCGCGCUGCACCACGCCGUGUCGCAGCGAAACCCCCGCCUGGUACGAAUGCUCAUCGACAGGGGCGCCAGCCUGAUCAGCAGAUCCUCGGCCCAGUGGGUUCCCAUCGCCAUGUUGGCUCGAUACUACCACGAGCAAGGAGGAGUGCUGACCCUCGACACCACCGUCGGGGAGAUGAUUGACGGUCUGCGACUGUUCUCCUGA
Messenger RNA from Purpureocillium lilacinum, 1284 nucleotides. RefSeq lists its product as uncharacterized. Gene Ontology annotation, molecular function: protein binding. The record is from RefSeq and is a predicted model, not a curated record. Gene Ontology annotation, cellular component: ciliary inversin compartment. Gene Ontology annotation, biological process: protein localization to ciliary inversin compartment. Lineage: Eukaryota; Fungi; Ascomycota; Sordariomycetes; Hypocreales; Ophiocordycipitaceae.